CGUCUAUACAGCUAGAGAGUCAUUAAUGAUAACUUUAGGGGGCAAAAAAUAGUUAGUGGAGAGAAAGUAGUAAGUAGUAAUAGUAGUGUUAACAAUUGUAUUAAGUCAAUAAAAAACAAUAUUAAUUUGAAUGAAAGUAGCAAAAAUGUGCAUUAGCGUAGGUGACAAAGGAUGAUAACGAAAAGCUUCAACAGGUGCGCAUCUGCAUGGCAAGGAAACCUCUAUUGCUGACAAAUGCUCUAAUUUGCCCAAAACCUUCAGAUUUUGCGUAGCGGCUCUUCUCUCUUUACAUACAUACAAUUUUGAGAGGCUUUUCUAUAUGGACGGCCUCUUUAACACUUGUAUAUCCCAAUUUCUCACUUGGGUUUUCCUUAUUCUUCUUGUUGUUGGAAUUGACGGUGGUGCGAAAGAUGGAGUCGAUUGAUGAUACUCAGAAUAAUUUGCAGCUGACAGUACAAACGCCCGGAAUCAGGAAUAAUCAUGACUCUGCUGUUCCAUCUAGAUUGGAAAGGCUUUUAAGAGAAAGGGAACUAAGAAAAUCAAGCAGAUCUCAAGCAAAUGAAGGCAUAAGAGAUGGCUACAGAGACUCAGAUGUUUUUGGAAAUGGGACUGAACUCUGUCUAUCAGAUGGCGAUAAGAGGACCCAAGAGGGAUUGGUUGUUGAAGGACUUGCAGCAGCAGUCCUUUCUAAUGGCUUCGAGAGGCAAGAUGGACGAUCACAAAAGCAAAGGUUAUUGGUUGUGGCAAAUCGGUUGCCUGUUUCGGCUAUUAGGAAAGGCGAGGAUUCAUGGACUUUAGAAGUUAGUGUAGGAGGUCUAGUUAGUGCUCUGUUGGGCGUCAAUGAGUUUGAAGCCAGAUGGAUCGGUUGGGCUGGGGUGGAUGUAACCGAUGAAAUUGGUCAGAGAUCACUAACUGAAGCUCUAGCCGAAAAGAUGUGCAUCCCAGUUUUCCUUGAUCAAGAAAUCGUUCACAGCUAUUACAAUGGUUAUUGUAAUAACAUUCUAUGGCCUCUUUUCCAUUAUCUCCCACUUCCGCAAGAAGACCGUCUUGCAACCACUCGCAGCUUCCAGUCUCAGUUUGCUGCAUACAAGGAGGCCAAUCAGAUGUUUGCUGAUGUAGUCAAUGAGCAUUAUCAAGAGGGUGAUAUCGUCUGGUGCCAUGAUUACCACCUGAUGUUUCUACCAAAAUGCCUGAAAGAGCAUAAUAGUGAGAUGAAAGUUGGGUGGUUUCUCCACACACCUUUUCCUUCAUCUGAAAUUCACAGGACACUGCCAUCUCGAUCAGAGUUGCUAAGAGCAGUUCUUGCUGCUGAUUUAGUUGGCUUCCACACUUAUGAUUAUGCUAGGCAUUUUGUUAGUGCUUGCACUCGCAUUCUUGGGCUUGAGGGCACACCUGAAGGAGUGGAGGACCAAGGAAAGCUAACACGUGUAGCUGCGUUUCCGAUCGGGAUAGAUUCUGAUCGGUUCGUUAGAGCCCUUGAGCUUCCUGCUGUCAAGUGCCUUAUCGAAGAACUGCAAGAGAGAUUUGCUGGAAGAAAGGUCAUGCUGGGCGUCGACCGUUUGGAUAUGAUUAAGGGAAUUCCCCAAAAAAUAUUGGCAUUUGAGAAGUUCCUUGAAGAGAAUCCAGACUGGCAUGGCAAGGUAGUUUUGCUACAAAUUGCAGUACCAACCAGGACAGAUGUCCCCGAGUAUCAAAAGCUUACGUGCCAAGUACAUGAAAUUGUGGGGCGCAUCAAUGGAAGAUUUGGAACUCUAACAGCUGUCCCAAUCCAUCAUUUG
Messenger RNA from Capsicum annuum, 1778 nucleotides. Its product is annotated as alpha,alpha-trehalose-phosphate synthase [UDP-forming] 1-like. Gene Ontology annotation, biological process: trehalose biosynthetic process. The record is from RefSeq and is a predicted model, not a curated record. Gene Ontology annotation, cellular component: cytosol. NCBI's taxonomy places the organism in Eukaryota, Viridiplantae, Streptophyta, Magnoliopsida, Solanales, Solanaceae. Gene Ontology annotation, molecular function: catalytic activity.